AUGGCUGGAGGAAAUCAAUCCAUUGUGUCUGAGUUUGUGCUGCUGGGCCUCUCUGACUCUUGGGAACUUCAGCUUUUCUUCUUUGUGAUCUUCACCAUAGUCUAUGUGGCAUCUGUACUGGGCAACAUUAUCAUUAUCCUCACCAUUGUUUCUGAUUCCCAUUUGAACUCCCCCAUGUACUUCCUGCUCAGCAACCUCUCUUUCAUUGACAUCUGUCAGUCCAACUUUGCCACACCUAAGAUGAUUGCUGACUUUCUUGUUGAGCACAAGACCAUCUCCCUUGAGGGCUGCAUGGCCCAGAUCUUCCUUCUUCAUAGCUUUGUUGGAAGUGAGAUGAUGUUGUUGGUAGCAAUGGCGUAUGAUAGAUUCAUAGCCAUAUGUAAACCUCUGCAUUAUAGUACUAUUAUGAAUCGGAGACUCUGCAUAAUUUUCGUGGCUAUAUCUUGGGCUGUGGGGAUCCUGCACUCUGUGAGCCACUUGGCCUUUACAGUAGACCUACCAUUUUGUGGGCCUAAUGAGGUAGACAGUUUUUUUUGUGAUCUUCCCCUGGUAAUUGAGUUGGCCUGCAUGGAUACUUAUGAAAUGGAGAUUAUGACAUUAACCAACAGUGGCCUGAUCUCUCUCAGUUGUUUUCUAGCCUUAAUUAUUUCUUAUACUGUUAUAUUAGUCACUGUCCGGCACCGUUCCUCUAGUGGUUCCUCCAAGGCUCUCUCCACCUUAACAGCUCAUAUCACAGUUGUAAUUCUUUUCUUUGGACCAUGCAUCUACUUCUAUAUCUGGCCUUUUAGCAGACUCUCGGUAGAUAAAUUUCUUUCUGUCUUUUAUACAGUUUGUACCCCUCUCUUGAAUCCCAUCAUCUAUUCUCUUAGGAAUGAAGAUGUCAAGUCUGCCAUGAGGAAAUUAAAGAGCCAGUAUCUCAGUUCAUGGAAAUAUUAA
Molecule: messenger RNA, 936 nt
Organism: Phascolarctos cinereus (koala)
Lineage: Eukaryota; Metazoa; Chordata; Mammalia; Diprotodontia; Phascolarctidae
Gene: OR4K1
Product: olfactory receptor family 4 subfamily K member 1
Biological process (GO): G protein-coupled receptor signaling pathway
Cellular component (GO): membrane
Molecular function (GO): G protein-coupled receptor activity; olfactory receptor activity
Source: RefSeq, a predicted model, not a curated record